Molecule: messenger RNA, 552 nt
Organism: Penicillium manginii
Lineage: Eukaryota; Fungi; Ascomycota; Eurotiomycetes; Eurotiales; Aspergillaceae
Product: peptide alpha-N-acetyltransferase MAK3
Exons: 2
Biological process (GO): N-terminal peptidyl-methionine acetylation
Cellular component (GO): NatC complex
Molecular function (GO): protein-N-terminal amino-acid acetyltransferase activity
Source: RefSeq, a predicted model, not a curated record
GCGCGCGAGAACGAAUAUGUUGCCGCUAUGCGCCAGCUGAUCUCCAAGGAUCUGUCCGAACCCUACAGCAUCUACGUUUACCGCUAUUUUCUGUAUCAAUGGGGCGAUCUCUGCUUUCUCGCCAUGGAUGAAAAGGACGAGAUGGUCGGUGUCGUGGUUUCGAAGCUAGAGCCGCACCGGGGCGGGGCUUUGAGAGGGUAUAUUGCCAUGCUAGCGGUGCGCGAAGAGUUUCGAGGUCAGGGCAUCGCAACGAAGCUAGUCCGUAUGGCGAUUGAUGCCAUGAUAGAGCGGGAUGCCGAUGAGAUUGUCCUCGAGACCGAAAUCACAAAUACCGGCGCGAUGAAAUUAUAUGAGAGAUUGGGCUUCCUACGCAGCAAACGACUCCACCGAUACUACUUGAAUGGAAAUUCGGCAUAUCGUCUCGUGCUUUAUCUGAAAGAGGGUGUUAGUGCCAUCCGAACUGCCUUUGAUCCCUUUGCACCACCUCACCCGACACACAUGGAGGCGCCCACUGUACCCGUCGGGAAUACCCCUGGGAAUGGAGUCAUUUGA